Molecule: messenger RNA, 576 nt
Organism: Aspergillus tubingensis
Lineage: Eukaryota; Fungi; Ascomycota; Eurotiomycetes; Eurotiales; Aspergillaceae
Product: S-(hydroxymethyl)glutathione synthase
Exons: 1
Coding region: 1-576 (191 amino acids)
Biological process (GO): formaldehyde catabolic process
Molecular function (GO): zinc ion binding; S-(hydroxymethyl)glutathione synthase activity
Source: RefSeq, a predicted model, not a curated record
AUGUCUCCCUCGCUCCACCCUCUCCUCGACAACGGCAUCACCAAAGGUGACCCCAACUUCCCCGGUGGUAACCUCUACUGCAAAUGCUCUUCCGACAAGGUCGUUGUUAAGCUGGCCAGCAACGUCGCUCACAACCACGCCUGCGGCUGCUCCAAGUGCUGGAAGCCUGCCGGUUCGCUGUUCUCCAUCGUCGGAGUUGUUCCCCGCGACGCCGUCUCUGUUACCGAACACGCAGAGAAGUUGUCCAUCGUUGACGCGUCCGCUGCCAUCCAGAGAUAUGCCUGCAAGGGCUGCGGGGUGCACAUGUUCGGUCGCAUCGAGAAGGACCACCCCUUCAAGGGCCUAGACUUUGUGCACGCCGAGCUGUCCGAUCAGAAGGGCUGGCAGGAGCCUCAGUUCGCGGGAUUCGUCUCCUCCAUCAUUGAGCAGGGCUUCCACCCCCAGGGCAUGGAGGAGGUGCGCUCCAAGUUCCACUCCCUGGGCCUCGAGACAUAUGAUGCGUUGUCGCCGGCGUUGAUGGAUCUGAUUGCCACGUUCACAGCUCAGAGGGCGGGAGUGUUGUCAGCCAACCUUUAA